This is a messenger RNA of Solanum stenotomum, 3804 nucleotides long. RefSeq names its product kinesin-like protein KIN-6. Gene Ontology annotation, molecular function: ATP binding; microtubule binding; ATP hydrolysis activity. Bases 85 to 3240 code for a protein of 1051 amino acids. Lineage: Eukaryota; Viridiplantae; Streptophyta; Magnoliopsida; Solanales; Solanaceae. Gene Ontology annotation, cellular component: kinesin complex; microtubule. The record is from RefSeq and is a predicted model, not a curated record. Gene Ontology annotation, biological process: microtubule-based movement. The transcript has 22 exons.
GCUCAUCUGAUUCAAAUAUUUCCGCCCUAUUUUGAUGUAUUAGCACAAUAAUAAUAGUGAACUGUUUACUAUACCGAAGAAGAAAUGGAGACUAAAGGGUCUUCACCAUGUCCGUACACGGCCACCGUUCGACGGAACCCUCACCGGAAAGCAAGAGCAACACCGUCCUCCACCGCGCCUGUUUCGCUUCUCCAACCUUCAUCAUCACCGCCGCAAAACAUCUCUUCAUUCCCUAUCGAAGACAUUCUGGCCAUGGAAGUCCCUGAAAAAAAACUUACGGAGGCAUCAUCCGAGAAUCUCAAGGUAUUUAUGCGAAUCCGAACAUUAAACAUUCAACGAGAAACACUGAAAAAAGUAGCGGAAAUGAAGAAGACAAAAAAUGCUUGGCCUAAAAACCCUAAGUCCACCAAUGCGUUGCCUAAGAAGCUCAAAAAGAGCAAUGAAGUUUGUGUGACAGUGAACGAUGCACAUUCUGUAACUGUAUCGCCUCCGCAGAGCUUACAAGAUGGCAAACGUAUUAAAUCAGAAGUUUAUCAAGGUUUUUCACAAGUCUUCUCAUCAGAAGCAUCUCAGAGGGAAGUGUAUGAAAAAAUGGUGAAUCCUUUAGUUGAGGAUUUUCUGAAGGGUAGGAGUGGCAUGUUGGCUGCAUUGGGACCAAGUGGUUCUGGGAAAACUCAUACCAUCUUUGGGUGUGGAAGGGACCCUGGCAUGGUGCCUUUGGCUCUUAGUCGAAUUUUAUCACAAGAAGAAGGCAACAAGAUGCAGUCACGGAGGAUAUUUUAUCUAUCCAUGUUUGAGAUCUCUUCUGAGAAAGGAAAAUCUGAAAAGAUAUUUGAUUUACUUAAAGAUGGGGCAGAUUUGUUUAUCCAGCAAUCAUUGAUUAAAGGCAUGCGAGAGGCUAUACUUUAUGAUCCUCAACAAGCUGAAUCUCUAAUCGCAUCUGGACUUUUGAAGCGUGCUACAGCUAUGACAAAUUCAAACAAUCAAUCUAGUCGUUCACAGUGCAUCAUAAACAUCCGCUGUGAAUAUAAGGAGGUAAAUGGAAAAGUUGGUGAUAACUCAAACAGUGCUGUCCUGACCAUAGUUGACCUUGCUGGAGCUGAGAGGGAAAAGAAGACUGGAAAUCAGGGGAUUAGACUGCUCGAAAGUAAUUUUAUCAACAACACGUCAAUGGUGUUUGGCCUAUGCUUAAGGACAUUACUGGAGCAUCAGAAGAACCCCAGGAAACCUAUGCAGAAGCACUUUCAAAACUCUUUGUUGACCAGAUACUUGCGAGAUUAUUUGGAAGGCAAGAAGCAGAUGGCAUUGCUUCUAACUGUAAGACCCGGGGAAGAAGACUACCUUGAUACUUCUAUUCUGCUAAGGCAGGCAUCACCAUAUACAAAAAUCAAGUUUGAUACCAUUGAAGAACAUGGAAUUUUAAACCACAAUAAGAGGCCUGUGCAAAGAACACCUAGCUAUGUGCAGCUUAAAAGAAUGAAGUUGAGCAAAAGUGAAGAUUCUGAGAUUAAUCAAGGAAGUGAUGAAUGUCCUCAACUUUUGAAUAAAGAGGCGGCUGCGAAAGGAAUGAAGGAUGUCAGCUUGACAGACGUUCAUGUUCAAUCUGAGGAAAUCAUCACUAUAGUAGCAAAUGUGGGGAAUAUUCUCAGAGUUGAUCAGGUUGAAUUGGAAAGGAAAGAGAGAAAUCAUCACAUUCUGCAAAAUUUUGGUAAAGCUUUGUGGAAAGUCUUGAAAGAAUACAAGAAAAAACUUGAGGUGGCAGAAAAUGAAAUCUACACCCUCAGGAAUAGCUUAACUAGUGAGAAAUCUAGAUCUGCUGAAUUAGAGAAUCAACUGAGGGAUUGGCAAAGUAAUUGCUGCUGUAGGGAAGGAAAAAAAUCGUUAGAUUAUGAGGUGGCUGAAAAUGAAACUUGCACUCCUAGAGAUCAUAUAACCAACAAGAAAACAAGAUGCUCUAAACUAGAGGAUGAAUUGAGAGAUUGGCAAAGUAACUGCAGCAGUAGGAAAGGGAAUUUAAGUGAGGUUUCCUCUAGAGAAGUGGAUGAAUUUGAAAGAAAAAGUUAUUCAGAUUUGGAGGAUCAUCAGUCCAAUGACUACAAUCAGCUUGAAAGUUCAAUUGGAGAUGCUAGUGCUAUUGAAGAUCUGAAGAACACAAAUGAACUGAAAGCAGAGAGUACACAUUGGAAUGGCAAAGAGACUGCUGUGUUAAGUGGGUCAUGCUCUUCCAUUGAUCAGGAGUACGGGCGAAAAGAGGGAAGUUUUGGUGCACUAAUUACUAUUGUCUGUUCUAUGUUUGGAGAUUCUAUAGUCAGCACUUCUCAAGCGACUUUCAUAGACAGAGACACGAAUACCCUGUUGGAAGAAGACCAUUCGCAUUUUGAUUCAGUACUUCCAGAACGUUGUACAGUCAGCACUUCCAAGUCAUCUCUCUCCUUUGAAAAUAACAGCUCUUUUCUAGUGGGUGAGGACCAAACAGAAAACAAAGAGGACAAGGUGAAAUCAGAAGUUUAUUCUCGCCAUUUGGAAGGGUCUGCACAUACAAGAAAUGAGAAGUGGCUUGACUCCACUACUGCUCAGCAGCUUGAACAAUCUACUAGAGAUGCUACUGGUGUUGAAGAUCUGAAGAAUCCAAAUGGAAUGAAAGCAGAGAGUGCAGAUUGGAAGGGCAAAGCAGCUGCUGUAUUAAGUGAGUCAUGCUCUUGCAUUGAUCAAGAGUACGAGCAAGGAAAGGGAAGUUCUGAUUCUGUAGUUAGCACUUCCCAAGCAACUUCCAUAAACAGAGAUGAGAACUGCCUAUUGGAAGAGGACCACAUGCUUUCUAUUUCAGUAUUUCCAGAAUGUACAGUCAGCUCUUCUAAUUCAUCUCUCUCCAUUGAAAAUAAGAGCUCUUUUCCGGUGAGGAAGAACCAAACACGAAACGGAGAGGACAGGAGACUAUUAGGUCCAUCAACAACGUUAAUGCCUGGGGAAGUUGUAGGCCAUGGUGACAACAAUGUAGUUGAAGCAGUUACUAAACAUCGUUCCGGCACUAAAUUUCAGAAUGCAGAUAAACCAAAAAGGACUAGGAGACUUCUACCAGUUUCAUCCAUUUUAUUAAAAGAUAUAGGCAGCAUAAACUUCAAGGAUGAGAAUGAGAAACCAAAGGGAGUUAAGGCAGAAAAGAAAGGAGCUUCUGGUGAAAACAGAACUCAGGGCAGCAUUUCACUUCUUCGUUUGCUCAAGGAUAAUCUUGCUAUCUAGUGCAUAGUGCAAAAUGAUAACUGCAUUCUAAGGUUUCAUCUGCAAUAAACAACAGUUUGCUCUUGCAAUUAAGUUCUCAAAAUGCUACUCUGAUUAUUUUUGAAAGCUCAUAAGUUUUUUUGAGACUUGAAUGGAACAAUGUUUGAAAAGAACAAGACUAGACAUGGAAGAGUUCAUGUAGCUUAUGUUUCUUCUGAUGGCUGAGUGAAAUUAGAUCCCUUUUUGGUCCACGAGUUCAUUUAUAUUUAAGUGUCUAGUUUGGAUAAGAAGGUUCAUGGAAAUAUAUUUUUCGUAGAAAGUUUUUUUGGAUUAUUUUUAGUAUUUGGUUGGGUAUAAUUGUAGGUGAUAUUAAUCUAUGUAAAGGGAAAGUUAGAUAAUAUGCAAACAUGACAUGUAUUUACUCUACACAACUAUAGUUUAAGGGGUCGUUUGGUGUGAUGGAUAAAGAGAGUUUAUCUUAGGAUAAACUUUGAGUCCUUUAAUCCCUUGUUUGAUUGCGAAGGCUGGGAUAAGUAAUAUCGGAAUAACUUAUCCUGGGAUAAUGACAAAAGUAUCCCUCUAAAC